AUGGCUAGAAACGCCUUCAUCAUUGGAACCUUUCUACUUGCCUCCGCGCACGCGACGACAACCAGCGGAAGUUUUACGGCACUGAGCUUCAAUGUCGCGGGUCUUGCAUCAAUCCUCAACUCAAACGAUGUCAAUGGAACGAAAACCGAAAAUGCAGAGGAAAUCGGCACUUAUUUCGCCGAGUAUGGCUAUGAUAUCAUUAAUAUGCAGGAGGAUUUCAACUACCACGCUUACAUCUACUCGACUGAUAACCACACCUACCGAACCGCAACAUCGGGUGGUGCGGGCAUCGGUAGUGGGCUGAACACAGUCUCUAACUAUGACUGGCUCGACUUCACCCGCACAAAAUGGGAUACCUGCUCCGAUGCGUCGGAAGACGACUGCCUUACUCCCAAGGGCUUUACUUUCAUGCGCUGGAACCCAUCUACUGGAGUAUACAUUGAUGUGUACAAUCUUCACGCUGAUGCUGGUACCGAGGAUGGCGAUGAGACUGCGCGCAACGCUAACCUUCAACAAGUCGCUGACUACAUCGACACCUGGUCUAUCGGAAAUGCCGUCCUCAUUAUGGGUGAUACCAACAGCCGCUACACCCGCUCUGCGGACACUGGCAUCCGUGUCUUCAAAUCCCAGAAUGAUUUGACCGAUGCCUGGGUCCAGCUGGAGCAAGGUGGUAUCUACCCCACCGCGGGUGCAGAUGCGGUUGUAUGCGAUAACCCAUCGACGAUUGAGACGUGUGAGACGGUUGAUAAGGCUCUGUAUCGUGGAUCCGAUAUUGUAACCUUGGAUGCCACCAGCUUCACUUACGAUGGUGAAGAGUUCCUCAACACAGAUGCGGACUACUUGGGUGACGUUCUUUCCGACCACAACCCUAUCCUAAUCGACUUUACCUGGAAGCUGUCUUCCUCUUUCCGACAGAGUGAAUUCUCUGGCGGACCUCAUGGAGACUGGUUUAAUGAUCUUACCAGUAUACCAUCUUCUCCUGCGGCCUCUGUUCUCACGUUUGCGGGUGGCAGUCGAUUGGACUCCGUUGCCAUCGAGCUCACUGACGGCACUACUUUUAGCCACGGCGGAACUGGUGGCACAUCGGUUUCCCUUACUCUCGGAACGGAUGAAUACUGGACUGAGACUGAGCUCUGCACUGGCGAAUACAAUAGCGAGACUCGGAACUUCUACAUCAAGGCCACCACUAGUGCAGGAAACACACUCGAGGCGGGAACUUCUACUGAUGACUGUUCUACUUUCACUGCCGAUGAUGGCUUUGCCGUUGUGGGCUUCAUGGGACAGGAUGGAGAUGAGAUGGAUCAGUUGGCCUUGAUCUAUGCACCUUACUGA
This is a messenger RNA of Penicillium odoratum, 1332 nucleotides long. Its product is annotated as endonuclease/exonuclease/phosphatase family protein. Gene Ontology annotation, molecular function: sphingomyelin phosphodiesterase activity. Gene Ontology annotation, cellular component: cytoplasm. The record is from RefSeq and is a predicted model, not a curated record. NCBI's taxonomy places the organism in Eukaryota, Fungi, Ascomycota, Eurotiomycetes, Eurotiales, Aspergillaceae. The transcript has 3 exons. Bases 1 to 1332 code for a protein of 443 amino acids.